Molecule: messenger RNA, 1936 nt
Organism: Macrobrachium nipponense
Lineage: Eukaryota; Metazoa; Arthropoda; Malacostraca; Decapoda; Palaemonidae
Exons: 6
Coding region: 653-1936 (427 amino acids)
Molecular function (GO): zinc ion binding
Source: RefSeq, a predicted model, not a curated record
AGCAGCACAGACUUCCAGAUUUCAUUAGGAAAAACUGCUUUCAAAUUUGAUUGAUAUGGCAAAUAACGCCAUAAAUCCAACACAGCGAGCUGUGGAACACCUUUGGGAUGUAUGGCGGCAGGAAAAGCACGGCAGUGUUGGUGGGGAGAGUAUGUUUACCCAAAUUGAAAAAUAUGCAGCUGACAAUCCAGGUACCAUAAUCGAAAUUCUGAGAGAAGGAGACAACUUCAUUAUUGUUUUAGUAACAGAGUUUAUGCUCAGAGUUCACAAAAACAUGAGAGAGGCUUGUGAAGUGGUGUUUGUUGACACAACAAGCCAUGUCGACCAGUUGAAUACUGCUGUGACUCCACUUCUCUGUGGGGGCCCUAGUGGGGCUCUUCCCUUUGGUGUAAUCUUCACAUCUUCCCAAGCUGAACAGAGUUAUACCAAAGGUUUUCAACUGCUCUAGAAGGUCUUAGACAAAAGUGCUUUUUAUUAUCAAAACUAUCCAAACUGCUUCAUAACUGACAACAGCGAGGCAGAGCGGAAUGCACUUCGAACAGUCUGGCCGGACUCUCAGCUUUUCCUUUGUGUGUUCCAUGUCCUCCAGCAGGUCUGGAGGUGGCUUUGCAAUGGGUCACACAACAUCAAAAAGGAACAACGUCCACAACUUAUGCAAGUAGCAAGGGCCCUUUUAUAUGCUGACUCAGCUGAGGUAUUAGAAAAAACAUGGGACACCUUUUGUCAGAGCUCUGAAGCUCAACAGUACCCCCAGUAUAGCAGAGAGCAUCAAAUGAAAGAUAUUCGACUUGUUACAUCACCUGAUCAUCCGUGGAUUCAUGCAGAAGGCUACUUGGCAAACCUCAUGGAAAGAAAGCAGGAUUGGAGUCUGCUGUUUCGAGCUGGAAACAUCAUGCGUGGCCAUCAUACAAACAACUAUGCAGAGUCCAACAUGUGUCUCAUCAAGGAUGUUAUCUUGAACAGGUGCAAAGCAUACAAUACAUGCCAGCUCAUCAUGUUCAUGAAUGAGAUCUACGAUGGCUACAUGAAGCAACGCCUUCUUGAUGUGGCCUUAUGCCGAAGAAAAAUUAAAAAAUCAAUGAUCGCCACCAUCCCCCCAGAACAUGUUACCAGGAUUGAUGAAUUUCGAUUCAUUGUAGUGAGUGACACUAAAAAGGAUGUACAUUAUAAUGUAUAUCUUGCCAUUGGCAUGUGUGAUUGUGUGAGUGGCAAUACUGGCAGUGUCUGCAAGCACCAAAUUGCUUGUGGUGAGACUGCUGUUAUGAAUCUACCUCAAGUGUUGGAUAAUACACCAGAAAUUCGACACUGGUUAGCAGGAGUGGCUAAGGGAACAGAAGAAUUGCCACCAGUUGCAUUUUUUUCAGCUGGAAUUAAAAUAUCCCAAGAAGUACAUGAUGAUUCCAGUAGCAUAUUUGCUACUCCUUCCAUAAAGGUGGAAGCUGUGUCGCUACCUCCUCUAGAAAAUGAGGUGGCCAGUGAGGCUAUGGAUCCACUUGCCAACUCGGUUAAAGAUGAACCACCACCUAGUGACCUUUUUGCAGAAGCAGUAGAACUUUUUUCUGACACACUGCAUACACUGGGAGACAACACUUCUUGCAAUAGUGUAAAGCUUUUCAUGAAGAAAUUGAAGCUACUAAAAUCGACUAAUAAUCUAAAUAGCUUUUUACAUUCUUCUGGAACAUCAUUAAAAUUGUCUGGAGCUGGCAGGGGUAAAAUACCUUGUCAACCAACAUUAGUUGCUAGACGCCCAGUUGGCAUGCCAAGAGGAGCUGCCCCAAUUGGGAAGGGCAGAAAAAGAAAGUUUGACUUGCUCUUAAAAGCAGCUAAACGAAAGAGAAACCUGGCACUCAAUGUUUUGCUGAACCAGCGGGAAACUAGCAAUGCAAACCAAAGAAGAUCCCGGAAAAAAAGGAGCCAGCUUGUAAAGUAUAAAUAA